AUGUGCAGAGCCUCUUCGAAUAAAUUAAAUGCAACAGGGCGUGAUUUUUGUCUUAUAGAUACGAAAAAGCUCAUGGAGCUACCAGAUAUCUAUAGCACGGUCUAUAAGCUAAACGCUGUCCAAAUCCUAAUUCAUGAACUGCAUGAGUUCAUUUUUUUCCCCCGUAAACCAGUAGUUAUAGAAUCGAUCAUCAUCUGCAUGAAAAGAUUUACAUUUGAUCAUCACGCAUAUAUGGUCUUCCUUAAACAUUUUCUGGUAGCUUAUAAUGUUGAGAACUUUUUUAAGAUUACAUGUAAUUCAUAUUUGAUAAUAAUGGCUUUCAAAAUUCUCGGAAUCACGUUUAUGAAGAAUACUUUUGAAACGUUUGCUACUCCAAAAAUUGGACAGAUGCCUAUUGACAAAAUACCCUGUUAUGCGUUGUACAUGCUCACCAGGUUUAAGUCUUUAACGAUUGCCUUGUUUGUUUUUACAAACAUUGUCGCUGCCAUCUAUUGA
Messenger RNA from Mucor mucedo, 495 nucleotides. RefSeq lists its product as uncharacterized. The transcript has 2 exons. Lineage: Eukaryota; Fungi; Mucoromycota; Mucoromycetes; Mucorales; Mucoraceae. The coding region runs from base 1 to 495 and encodes 164 amino acids. The record is from RefSeq and is a predicted model, not a curated record.